Molecule: messenger RNA, 9509 nt
Organism: Porites evermanni
Lineage: Eukaryota; Metazoa; Cnidaria; Anthozoa; Scleractinia; Poritidae
Source: the annotation of a GenBank genome assembly
AUGUCGUAUAUUCAAUUGCCUUUAGAUGAUCCAUCUAAAGCACAGAAAGCAGAGUUCACGUUUGAGAUUGAGCAGAUGAAACUGUUGGGUUCACAUAAGAACGUUGUAUCCAUGGUUGGGUGCUGCACGAUUCAGGACAAAAUGUCCCUAGUCAUAGAAUACGUUCCUUGUGGUGACCUGCUGACGUGGUUACGCCGCAGAAGAAAAGCGGUAAGGAGAUGAACAAAAUUCUACAUUUAUUUUAAAGGUGAAUUAUUGUGAAACAAAUACAGGGAGACAAAAUUUCGAAUCUGUUGUGCUAUCAGGAAUUGUUAUACGACUUAUAUACUUGAUUGAUUAAUCUAGAUCAUCGAAAUUCAAGCCUCCCAGAGAUCAUAUGCUGACAAAGAGGCUCCGAGAGAUCAUGGAGAGACCAGGGAUCAAGUAGGCUUGUUAUUAAAUUGUCUCUAACUUUCCAUACUAGCUCUGUUGUAAAACUUUCUACUAUUCUCUAGACUGCUUGUUUGAUUAUAUUUUAGUCCGGUUGACCUAUCCAACCUACUCAUCUGAUUAUUGCUACGUGGUUUGCACGUGACGUAAUCAAAACUCAAAAUACAGAAUUAUUUAGCCUCUUCUGAGUUUUAAUUUACCGAGCUAUUAGAGCAGCUGAAGACGUAUAAUUUUUGCAAUGUUGCCGGUCAAAAUGGUUCUUCUUUUUGUGAUAGAACAAGUUUGAAUUUCUUAACUAUUUCAUGAGGCAACAUUAAUGGCCGCUGUCCUGAAAGCCUUUACCUUUUAAGGUUAAAAGACUGACUUUUUAUUUGGAGACUUUGCUAUAGCGAACAUUCCUUGUAUUUGAGUAAGUAUUAAGUUUAAUUUUUACGAGCUCUAGAGAUGUCUACUUGCUUCAUGGCAAAACUCAGUGACAUAUGUUUCUGUUAUUUUCCGGCCGCUAUAUUAGUGUUCCUCAUGCAGAGGGACGCCAACAUGGUGUCUCCAUACAAUUGCAAAGCUCUAUAAAUAUGGGUAACACAGUUAAUGAGAAUAUCUGUCACACAAGAAGCCUCUCAGACAUGAAUCUUGGCAAGAAUGUUUGCAUAUUCAUCUCCUUUCAUCUCUCAUUAAUUGAAUGGUCGGACUCUAUUUUUUGACGGCGUGUCUGUGAAAGACUCAUUUUCCUGCUUCCCUUCACUCAGGUUAGCAAAGUGGCUAAGGAACAGAUUAAGCAAGCGGGGAAAACACAAUUGCAAGUGAGCAUGGAAAAGACUCCGUUAUUACAGGAUACCAGUGGGGACACAGCGUCGACCUCUUGUUAUCUCGACAACGAAGUAAGAACCUAAUCAGCCAGUUAAGGGCUAAAAUAUUUUAAUUCUAGUUUAUUUGUGCUUAAUAUGUUAGAAUUGUCUCUAAUAAUUUCACUUUUCGGGAACAGAGCAUCACCACUUUUUGAAAAAAGUCAACUACAAAGACGUUUUGAAAAAUGAAAGAUUUAGAAUGUUUUACUUAGAUUGUAGAAUUCUUCUCUUUCAGUUUUGUUUAUAUGGGGAUUCUUUAUCUUUAGUCUUCAAUACAUCAUAGGUCUAAAUGCCCGUUAUAGAUACAGCCGAAUGCAAAUUUAAGGCAUUCUUAAACGGAGUACAACAUUCCACGACAUUUUGCUACCUAACGGUUACCUUAAAAACUGACAAUAGUUAAACAAUUAACAAUUACAUCGAAAAUAGACAAAAAGACAGAUGAAACAAGUACUUAAAAAUGCACUUAGUUUUUUUUCGAGAAAAUGUCUUGAGCUACCUCUCUAUGAUACAGCUGCAGCUUUGCGCGACAGAGAGAACGGCCAGAAGUAGACUUAUAUAUGAAGGUAUUUUUUUUAUUUUCAAUUUUAUUUUUCCACGCAGGAAAGCAAACAAUCGCAUGAAAUAUCAGAACUGACUCUGUUAUCAGAAGAAAGCAAUGAUGAGGUCCGACAAGAGCUGGCGUCGACUUUCCAAGGCCAUCUUGUACUAGGAAAUACUUGACUAUUUCGACUAUUUCAUUUCACUUUUCUUAAAUUUAAUUAUCUGAACGUGGAUAAGGCAUGAAGACAAUGAGGAAAUUUGCUGAGAAAUAAGUAACAAUUUUCCGCGAAAGAAAAAGUCAACACCUUUAUUGACCGUGCUCUGAAAUAAGCCAACGAGAAACCUCUAGAAAUCAUAUGCUGAUCGAGUCAUUGAUUAGGUCCACAAUACCGUCUGACAAAGAAUUUUCAGUGUAUGUUUAUAUAGUACAACUGCUGUAACCAGGGCCACUUAGACAAAGUUGACCAAUCAGAUUACAGGAAAAUAACAAUACAUUCCAAGAAAGUUGGUUGUGGGCCAAUCAGUAGGUCGUAAGGAAAUAAUAAGUUACUCGAAGGACUAAAUUUAAAUACUGAUAGCAAACGUUUAUCAAGAAAGCAGAAUGUUUCACCAGACUAUGUUUUUCAAUCCAAAACUUUUCAUAUAACACCCGGAGACGUAUUUGUUUGACACAGGUUGUUAUUUUGUCAUCUACCAGCAAUUUCUUCGCUACCAUUGCCGCUCUUUGCAAUAAAACACAAUAUACCAGACGUUUACAUUUUUUGCCUCCCUCAACGCUCUAACGGACUCCUCAGUUAGGGUUCAAAACGUCACGUCGUUAGGUUAUAAUUGGUUGAACUCGAUCCAUGUUGUUGAUUUCUUGUCGUGGUUAUUAUGAUUGACAACUAACUUUCUCGGAAAGUAUUGUUAUUUUCCUGUCAUCCAAUCGGUCAACUUCGUCUAGGUAACCCCGGUUAUAGUAGUCGCCCUGUGACUAUUGAUGAGAUGAAAGGUUUCACCAGAGCAAUCUCUCUCGGUCACUCCUAUACCAGAAUACAAUCAAUCGAAGCACCCAAGCGUGCAACAUUCCAUAAAUCUUGACAGGUCUGCCUAAUGAGUCCACAGGUAUAUUUUGAGCGAUUUUCAAAAACUGGUGAGUAUUUUCCCUCAAGGUGGCACAAUCCAAUUUAGGUGAGAACACAUGGGUACCUACUUUUAGGCACAACAAACAUGUCUUCCUUUAGGGGUGUUUCUUAGUGUUGGUUAGCUAUUGCUUGGUGCUGUGGGUAUCGCUCAGUGACUUUCAGUCUUUGGCGUUACGUCAUUUGGUGAUUGCACCUAUAUCCUCAACACCAAGAAACUACCACUUUUAGUUAAAUUAUCCUUGACAAGACAAACGCUUUCGCCGAAAAGAAGUGCGGAUUAAUUUGCAUAUCUUUCACCUACAGGAAAGAGAGGAAAGUAAACUUUCGAAGAAGGCACAAGUGACCAUGGAAAUGAUCUCAUUACGCCAGGGUGACGUCACACAGGACAUGGCGCCGGCCACUCAUAGUUUGUCUGAAGUAAGAAGGAAGUGCCUAAGCCUUAGGCGGCCUUUUGUCAUGUAUUAAUAAAGUAGGAAAUAAUGUUAUACCUUUUUUAUCUUUUCGUGCUCUGGGUGACGCUAAACGUGACCUUUAUUUGAAAAGAUAUCGCGUUACAAGCGACUGUUAACUGGAGAAUGGAAUAUUGGGGUUUGCGAAUUGCGAACGUGAGAUAAAGACAAAUUUCAUCUUUUGCUGCCCACUAAAUUUCUGCUCCAAAGUCUUGUUCUUGGGCCAGUGGAAUUUCAUCGUUUUAGCACAUAUACCCCAAGCUAACGAGUGAGAAUAAUACCAGUUUCAGCACUGAGGCACACAUAACAACUGAGCGGUAUGGAGUGCUCUUGCACGCUCACUCGCCUCAGUAGUAAAGAACCUUUGAUACACGGCUUUGUACGUUCAUCGGCUCGACGGUAAUGCCAUGCUGAUGAGGCCCAACAUGGGCGAAAUAGUUGUUUAUGGUGCCACUGCCCCGAUGAUAUUGUUGUGCGCAUGCGUAAGGUACUGGCCAUGCCGUGGAGCAAAUUCGUGUGCUUCAGUGCUGAAAUUGGUGUUGUUCAGGAGUGAGAAUCGGUGUUGUGGAACCUUUCAUAAAGGUUUAAUUUGUAUUCGGGCUCGGGCGAUUGCAAUUUAGGACUCACUAAUAGUAAUAAAGAUACAGUAGUCUAUCUAACCUUGACUCCAUGAUUUAAUGAUUGCGUUAUUUUCAGUACUGGGUAACACUUUUUCUACUUGUAAAUGCCUUCGCCAUUUUCUUUAUCGUUUAGCAAAGUUUCCCCGUUGAGAAUAAAGUUAAGGAAGAUGAACAAUCUGCGCAGCUGGACCAAGUAAACUUUGCAGUUUCUCCGCCACAAAACAAGAAAGAUGCCGUUCUUGAAGUGAUUCCAUCGACUUCCACGGAAGUAGGUUUACUGUAAGACGAAAAUAAAAACACCACAAUGACUUUUCACUACUAAAGAAAAAUGCCACCAGAGCACCUCAUUAUGUUAGGUUUGACGUAAGAAGAACACAACCUGAUCUGUGUUUCCCUGUGCCACUGAAGUUUUUCGUCGUUCGCGUACCUAUCCUGUGCUGUCUUGAAUUACGUCACAACGUCCCACUUUCAUAUUCUCUUGAGGUAUUUUCAGAUUUGGGAUUGUCAUUUCAAGAACGAUGGCUUUUAUAAGGAGUCGUCUAGAUGGUGUGUCUGAUGUUUGUAAACCAAACCCCAGUGUGUGCCAGGAGGUGCCAGAGGUUUUCCCGUAAACAUAGUGCGCUGAGGCCACGUAAAAUUUUUCAAAUUGUGGGGGGCAGGGUUAAUUCGUCCUUUAUAUUUUGAGAACAGACCCAUAGAGCCAGGGUACCUGUUAUCUCGCUCUAAACUUGUCACUUUAAAGUUACUUUUAAUAGAUAAUACCUAGUGUCUGGCAACAACAAAUUAUGUCAGUUUUUUUUAAAAAUCUUUCUAGCGGUUGGUUACUUAUUUACUAACAAGGUAAGUAACUUGAAAGUUAUGCUGUUUCAAGCUAAACCAAUAUUUGAUAGUUACUUUUUUAUCAAUUUAACUAGACUGAGCAAUUCAAAGUAACCGACAAAGAAUUGCUAACCAGCACAUCAGCAUCACCAGGAAAAAGUCAAGCUUCCUCGAUGUCCCUUUCAAUCGAAAACCUAGACGAGGAUCUAAGUAACGAAGAGGAGAACUUUUCUACGGAACAACUGUUUUUAUUUGCCUGGCAGAUAGCUAAAGGAAUGGUAACCAAUCUUUUUUUUUUGGAUAAUGUUGAUUUGAUUCUGAUUCUGAGUAUAACUUGGAAAGAAAAAUUCAAAAGUCAACAUUUUAUAAGCAUGAAAUAGAUGAGAUAAAUAAAUUGGUUGUUUUUCUAGAUAUAAGUACAGUUAUUUAUUUCAUUAAAAUGAAAAAUCUUCUUAGUCGAUCGGUUGACCCAGUCUCGGCUAAAUUCGUUUCUUUACGCAUCUGAACGUAAAUAUUUGCAUCAGAUCAGUGCCGAUAUUUACUUUUCAUUUGUCUAUACUUAAUUACUAAGUGUUCGGAAUACCACCGUUAUUAUGUUUUGACAUAAUUUUAAUUAUUCUUUCGUUGCUUAUUUGUUGUUAGAAUCAUCUCGCCGAAAACAAUCUUGUUCACAGAGAUCUUGCUGCCCGUAAUGUCCUUGUUGGCUAUGACAACCAGAUCAAAGUGUCAGACUUUGGGUUGAUGAGACAAAUCUAUGAUGAAGUGAGCAACUCAGCGAAGUCCAAAAAACUUCCUGUGAAGUGGAUGGCCCCAGAAUCACUUUAUCAAGGCGUUUACACCACCAAAAGUGAUGUGUGAGUUCACGAUUCCCGCUCCCUUGAGAAGGAAACUAUUGAAACUUUUCUACUGAAUCGCUUCUCAAAAUUUUAGUUCCCGUAAAAAUUACAGAAGCAUAUAAGUCCGAUUAAGCGCCUAAAUUCCCCUUAUUUGUUCAUAGAAAAUGGCAUGCUAGGGUUUUUAGCCGUCCAAUUAGAAGCACGGAAAAUUGUUUGCCCAAAUAUGGAAUCAUAGUAUUGAAGGCAUCCGUGUCUAAAGUAUAGCUGCUAAAAACGGAUUCUUCCAGUCCUUAACAGUUUUCCAAUUAUAUCCAAAACUCAAGAGAUACACGCAUUUUUGGGCUCGUCCAUGACAAAGACAAGGAGACAACAGAUAAAUAGGGCAAUAAACAAUAGUUUUCUAAACAAUCUAACUGCCGUGAAUCUGUACAUAUUUAUAACCUCUUUGAUUUUUCUCAUAGUUGGUCUUUUGGUGUUGUUCUUUGGGAAAUGGCUACCUUGGGUGAGUGGACGGUAUAAUUUUGCAGUUUAUACUUGUCAUCUUAAAUUUGAGGUUAAAUGACAGAUCAACAAAAAAAAUUUCGUGGUCCAUGACUCUUUUCGACCGUAGAAAUGAUGUCAAAAUGUUGAAAACUCAUGCACGACCCACAGGAUAAUUGUUUCACUUCAAAGUUGUCAGCCUUCCAAGGUAAUCAAGGCGACAUUACCUAAACCCACCUUCCCGCUUUUGCCAUGGUGGGAUGUGGCUUAACUGUUACGAUUGUUAUCAAGGCAACUGCCACCAGGAGGGGCGAAAAAAGGUGUCUUAAAUGUUCCAUUUGCGGCAAGUUGGAAUUUUUUUGUCUGAUCUGGGCUCUGUCUUAAUUGAUUAAGUGCUGUGAGACAUCUCCUAGAUGAUAAUUAAAAAGCAUAUUUAGCAAUUAUUGAAUUCGGCUUUCGUAGGAUAUGUAGAAUUCUGCAGAUCGAGGAGGGUGUAGGAGGGUGUUAUCGGCCGAGGUGGAUAACACCAUCCGAGAUCUACUUAAUUCUUCGUAUCCUACGAAAGCCGAAUUCAAUAAUUGUUUUAUUAUUCCUUCAAAAUAAUUCCACCGGUUUAAAAACGAGCUAAAACAUGUUAACCUCGGUCGAUAUACUGUCUAACCUCUCGGUACGGACACCUCUCUAUUACGGACAGUUUCCAAUGUCCCGACAAAAUUCUCAUAUAUUUUAUAUAAAAAAGAAAACCUCUAUAAUACGGACUCUCUCUAAUACGAACAAUGGACACUUAAUCUUACGGACUUUAUUACUUACGGACACUGCGGAGAUCAGGCGAAUGCCGAAUCCCGAUCAGGUAAAUCUGCACAGGGACUUAGGGCAGAUCAGACCGACUACACGAUAUAUCGAUACGUUUCACUAUAUUUCGGGUCAGCGACAUAACCAAACAACGAUUUGUGAAAGGUGUACAGAGGAACAUAAUCGACUUUUUGAAGGCUUGAAUCACUACAGAUAGCAUAAAGAUCUUUCCUAUUACAUUUUGUACUCUAGUUAGUGUUUUCUACACUUGCAAAAUAGCGAAAUUAAAAGACGCUUUCAGAAUUGUGCUUUAAUUUACGUUACAACUUUUAACAUGCAGCAUUGCGCUUUAGCUCGUUUCGUUUUAAAACAGUAAUGUGUCUGUUGCCGAGAUGUACUUUGUUGUAUGCUACUGAAAGACAGUGUCAUUGUACUGUGAAUCAGUAACUUUAAAUGCAGUUUAAAGUCGACUGUAAGCCUGGUUUUAGUUACUGAACAAUUAAAACUGUAAGUGGAGUCAUAAAAGUGACGUCAUCGUUGUGACCUCUUUUAUACGGACACCUUUCUAUUACGGACACUUCGCUCUGUCCCUUCGGUGUCCGUAUUAGAGAGGUUCGACGGUGACAAUAUACGUGUUGCGCACAAACCGAUAACCACUUUACGGCGACUGCUUACUAACUAUCCAUAAUGCAUCUUUAUCGGGAAGGUCUGCUCAGGUCUACAAAUAUACUCCAACUCUGUCGAGUUGUCUUCUUGCUGUUCUUACGAUGUUUUUAGACAAUAUUUCUCCAUGAAACAAGUAAAAUGCAUGUUCCGCGACAGUUCUGCCAUUUUGUUCUAACUAACAAACAACUCAAGCUCGUCCCAAAGUUUUCUCAGUAAACGGUUCAAUAGUGCAAUUUUGCUGCACUUUUGACGUCAUUUUGACGUCAUUGAUUCACUAUGACAAAGUUCUUACCAAAUUUGGUCAACAGUAGCUGUUUAUGGUGAAUUAUUCGUGUGGUUUUAACCAAUCAGAAACAGGGAAAUGUUUUGAAAGAAUAAUAAGUGACAAUACAUUAACUUUGCAAACAUUUGUUCGCUGGAAACGAGAAGCGCCUUAUCAUUAAUCACCCUGCCUUCUUUCAUGACACAUUUAACUGCAUUGGCUAUCCAACCUCCAUUCAAUCACCGAUUUCUGCAAAAUGGCCUUAUUGAGUAUAUAUGAGAAGAAGUGACAAUCGACUGGGGCAUCUUAAAUAGAAAUCUAUCUAAUGAAAAAUUGCAUGUAUGCAGUUGCCGAUAUGUAAUCAUUUGUUUUCUUUCUUGUAAUCGUCAGGAGGCGUACCAUACCCCACGCUGACCAACUCAGAGCUGUAUCGACUGCUCGGUACUGGUUAUCGCAUGGAAAGGCCUGACAUGUGCUCCGAUGACGUGUACGUUUCUUGAUCAGGGUCGUGUUAGAAUUAACAAUUAGAUUCAACUUAAGUUUUCCGUGCCUCUGUUCAGUUACAAUUCACAGCGAACGUUGCAACAUACGAAUUCGUCAAAUAUGUUAAAGCACUCUAUGAUCAUAUCAAAUACUGACCAGACGGACGGCAAGGGUGAGCAUUUGUUGGGAUCCUCACUUUUUUAACAAGGAAACUAGACCACAUUUUCAAAACCAUUUGCCAUUUCAGAUAAAGCAGAUAACACAUUGUAAGUUUUGCUCUAAACCCUCCAAGCUUUAUGGCCAAUAAAAGUACUAUUAGCAGUGAUUAAGUUAAUCCCUUUCCUGGGGCCGGGGGAAGUACUCCUUAUAAUGGCCUGUAGGGAGAGGCUCCGCCCGAAAGGAGUACCUUUCUCCGUCUUCUAGUACAGAAAUUUCGCUAGCCGAAGUAUAUGAAAGGAAACUCUGUCAUUUCGGUCUGUAAAAUGACUUAAGGGGGCUACGGAAAAAGUUUUGGCUGUGAAAAAGUCGAGAAAAUUUUCUAUUUUCGUGAUCUAACUCAUAUUUAAAAGGAAAUGCUUUUACAGCUGUUAAAAGGGAUAAAAAGUUCUCUGAACUAGAUACGUGAAAGGGGUACAGUGCCACUUAUCAAUAGAGUGUAUAGCAAAGGGGUACGUUCUCUGUCAAAAAAGAAUAAUAUACACAAUGGUAAGGGGCUGGAUCUCGGGGCGGAGCCUUCCCGGGUCUCAACUCAUGAAGCUAAGAGGCCUUUCCUACUAAAAAAUUUUCUUUCAUUCCAAUAGACCCCUUUCGCCUAUAUGUUUUGUUUCCCAAUACAGGUCAUGUGAUAAUACUCCAAGGAACUGUUUCUUUCGAAUUUCAUGUUAUUCAAAUUCAUAUGUAUGCAUAGUAGACAAAGGGUCAAAUUCUCCUGGGAACUCUAUUGGGAAAACAAAACAUACAAGCUAUAAAGUGGCUUAUAUAUUGACACGGUCUAAUAAUUGACUGGAGCUCUAGUUAAUUAGCAUUGAAUGGUUCUAUUUUUUUCCUAUUCAUAACAGAUAUGAGCUGAUUUCUGACUGUUGGAACGAAGACCCUUACAUUCGUCCCAGUUUCUACCGUUUGAUCGAAAAACUGGAGGCGAUAAUGGAAAGGGAUGCACCAUAU